Anisakis simplex (herring worm) is the source of this 249-nucleotide messenger RNA. Lineage: Eukaryota; Metazoa; Nematoda; Chromadorea; Rhabditida; Anisakidae. The record is from the annotation of a GenBank genome assembly.
AUGCUGAUAAAUGGAGUGAUGUACCUAUCGGAAUGGUUUCAGUGGACGUGUGAAGACGAGAAAGAACGGGUCAUGCAGAUGCAGCUCAACAUUCGCUUAAUUGUUUUGAUAGCCAGCGUGAUUGUUAUGGUCAGAUGCUGGAAAGAGGACGAUGAAGAAAUUCCGCUUGGUUUGCAAGUGGCCGACAGACGAAACGCUUACGAUUUUCGAUUACCCUAUUAUUUGAAUCCUGAGGUUAGCGAUGAUUAA